Messenger RNA from Fusarium verticillioides 7600, 547 nucleotides. RefSeq lists its product as hypothetical. The record is from RefSeq and is a predicted model, not a curated record. NCBI's taxonomy places the organism in Eukaryota, Fungi, Ascomycota, Sordariomycetes, Hypocreales, Nectriaceae. The transcript has a single exon. Bases 1 to 375 code for a protein of 124 amino acids.
AUGGCCUUGGAGCCUGAUCUGAAAGAAGAUCUUUGCGAUCAGAUUCACGAUUGUGUCAACAAACGUGGCGUGCACCAAGAUUGCGACGUCGGGUGGUUUCGUCAAGAUCUCAAACCAAAACCGCCAACGCAUCUCAUAGAUGUUGAUACCAAGGAUCCCAGUAUUGUUCGACUCAUUGCAACCGCCGAGGAUCUGCACAAGGACUUCAUCCCCGAGUAUCUCACGCUCAGCUAUUGCUGGGGCUCCACCAAUGAACAGGCCAAAACUACACGAGCAACAAUAGCUGCGAGGCGCGAAGGGAUCGCAGUACAUGAUCUCCCGAAGACUAUACAAGAUGCUGGAGGUGCUUUUUCUAGGACUACAUGUGCUUCAUAAACUACGAGGAUUUAUUGGUCCGAGUGACUAUGAAGAAUCAACUGUUGUUGAUCCUGAUACUAUAGUAUCAUGUGGAGGGAUUCUCUUGCGAAAGGCAGGUCAAUACUACGAGCGUGUUGGAAGACUUGAUUUUGACAUGCCCAAGAAUUAUCAACGCCGUACAAGGUUGAAG